Messenger RNA from Danio rerio (zebrafish), 1634 nucleotides. NCBI's taxonomy places the organism in Eukaryota, Metazoa, Chordata, Actinopteri, Cypriniformes, Danionidae. The record is from RefSeq and is a predicted model, not a curated record.
GGACAAACAAAUACCAUUUUCAAAAUGUUUUCUUUUUUGUUCAACAGAAAAGAGAGACUCAGCAAGUUUGGAACACGAGGAGGGAAAGAAAAUAAUGACUAUUUACUUUUUUGGAUGAACUAUACCUUUCAGGCCAACAACAAACUACAUGUUUGCGGUUUACAUUGUAAUUUGUCGCCCCCCAGUGACCAGUUGGUAAAUUAUUAUUUUCUGUAACUGCACACAGAAGACAAGCAGAUAUUGCAAAUCAUAAUAAUAAUAAACGGGCACGCACGCUCAUUUUAAGAGCAUAAUGAUGAGACACUAAUUGUCAUAUUUGCUGCAUGUCAGUGUUGAAACCAGGUCGAAAUUUGAAUUCUGAGGUAUGCUCCCAUGCGCAUGCGCGCAGCUCACAGCAUCAGGAAACGAAUCAACAAACGCCAGGAUUCCGCGUGGAUCUCUUAACAUGGAUUCAGCAUGGACUGCUCUUGAUAUGGAAACUCAGACUAUGCUUAAAACAGCGAUUAAAGAUCCCAAGACAGUAGAUUUGGAGAAGCUGUCUAAUGCUGUCGUAGAACAUUCUUUGAAAGACCUGUCAUUCUGUAAAGAUGCUGGCCGCAUGUGUUAUGCUGUUGUUCAGGCAGAGGCUCAGAAAACUGCAUCCAGUGUGUUCAGGCGAAAUCUGUUGAACCGUUUACAGCAGGAGUUCAUUGCAAGAGAAGAGACAAGAAAACGCUCAAUGCAGGAGUGGGUGUGUGUGGUCACAUUUAUCUGCAGCAUUUUUGAUUAUAUCAAGGUGAACAAUUCUCCCAUUGCAGCCCUUGUGGAUCCAGUGUAUGACUGCCUCUUUGGAUUGGCUCAGCCUGAUUCUUUGAUGAAUGAGGAAGAGGUGGACUGCCUGGUUGUACAGCUACAUCGUGUUGGCGAACAGCUGGAGCAAACAAAUUCCGAGCGCAUGAAUCAGCUGUUUUACUUGCUGCGAGAUGGUUUUCUCCUUCAGGAAGACCUCAGCUCAAUGACAAGACUCUUGCUCUUAGAGAUCCUGGAGUUCAGGGCCAGUGGCUGGACUCUCAGUGAGACCGCUCACAAGUAUUACUACAGUGAAGUAGCUGACUGAGGAGAGAAUGUGCUUUCUUGUUAAAGUUUUAAAAUGUUCAGUGUUCUCAGAAUGUCUGAAGAGUACUUCAUGGGAUCCCAUGUAGGGGUACUGUAACAGUACGGCAGAGCUCGUUCAUGCAUAUGCAUGUGUUGUGUUCAGCGUUUCAGUUUAGCUCAGAAUGUUUAGGUCUUUUGAGGACAAUGUGUUGAGUCUGCACUGGAUGAAGUUUUGAUGCAAUAAGAAAAGCAAUCACUACCAGCCGUAAAACUGUCACCAGCAGUAUUCUUGAUUUGUGGAUUACAUUUUUAAUUGUCAAAUUGUUCUUAGUGGUUUGACACCGUGUACGUUUUGUAUGUACACAUUCAACAUUUUAUAGCACAGGAUUACUGCAACCUUAAUAGGAGCUUCUCUAGUCUUAAUCUGGGUUAAUACUUUGUUUCUUAAUUUAUACAAUUUUUAUAUUGUUCAAGUUGCUGUGUGAGACAAUAUGGUUGAAAACAUGUUCAUGUAAGUUGUGCUAAGUUAUUUUGAAUAAAAAAAAAAAUUGAAAAUGAAA